Molecule: messenger RNA, 1278 nt
Organism: Marasmius oreades (fairy-ring Marasmius)
Lineage: Eukaryota; Fungi; Basidiomycota; Agaricomycetes; Agaricales; Marasmiaceae
Exons: 2
Coding region: 1-1278 (425 amino acids)
Biological process (GO): spermidine biosynthetic process; spermine biosynthetic process
Cellular component (GO): cytosol
Molecular function (GO): adenosylmethionine decarboxylase activity
Source: RefSeq, a predicted model, not a curated record
AUGUCCGGCGCGCCAUUCGAAGGGCCAGAAAAACUCUUAGAAAUCUGGUUCGCCCCUUCACCAGGUGCCGUUCCAGAUGCCUCAAGUCCGGUGAAUGGGCGGACUGGACUCAGAAAAAUACCUUCGUCAGUUUGGGACGAGAUGCUCAGCACCGUUCGGUGUCAAAUCCUCAGUACCGUUACAGGCGAUGAGAUCGAUGCCUAUUUACUUAGCGAGUCUUCAUUAUUCGUUUCCCCUCAUCGGUUGAUCCUCAAGACCUGUGGUACCACUCUCAACCUCCUCGGUCUACCUCGUAUACUUGAAAUUGCCGCCACACAGGCUAAUAUGAAAACCGUUUAUCGGUGUUUCUAUUCUCGAAAGUCUUUCAUGUUUCCCGAGCUCCAGCUCGGCCCUCAUCGCGAUUGGGCUCAGGAAGUUCAGUUCCUCGAUACAAUCUUCAAAAAUGGCUCAGCGUACACAAUAGGCAAAGUUAAUGGCGACCAUUGGCUACUUUACAUCACCGGGAUAUUCGAUGAGCCCUCCUACUCCGUCGUACCCCGCUCACCUUCUCCGUCUGCAGGCGACUUCCCCGAUUUCACGAUCGAAAUUCUAAUGACGGACCUGCCGCCUCAAAUACGUCAACCUUUCUCUUCCUUUUCUUCCUCCUCCACAGAAACACCGUCUGAACAUGCCUUUGCCCUAGCCAACACUCUAGGAAUCACUGAUAUUUUCCCUUCACAUCUCACAACAUUAAACGCACAUUCCUUUACACCGUGUGGUUAUUCCUCCAACGCUCUAGUCCGUUGGGGCGAUGACCCCUCCUUCAAACCCACUCCGUCUGCAGAUGAUCUUAAAUCUAGUGGUACUCCACGCCGAGGUGAAGGAUACUACACCAUUCAUGUAACCCCUGAAUCAGGCUGGUCAUACGCUAGUUUCGAGUGUAACGUUCCCCUUCCGACCUCCUAUGCACCACCGACAUCUGAUGGGAAAUCAAUGCCUGAUUUGAAAACUUUGGUGAAACGAGUGGGCAAGAUCUUCCGCCCUGGUCGUUUGUCGGUUACGUUGUUCAUUUCCAGCGAAGAUGGAGAUGUUGAAACGAACGGAGAGUACCCAGUAGAGACCGCGCAAAAAGCUUUCCAAGCUGCGCUCGUCCUACCUUUCGUUGAUGAAGUUGGGGAUACCGCGGAGUCAGCGAAAAGCGGCACGCGCCAGUCGUAUCGGAGGACAGACAAAAUAAACUAUGAGUUUGAUGGUUACCACCUUGCGUUCUCUAGCUUCGAGCUGUAUAUCGUGCAAUGA